Messenger RNA from [Torrubiella] hemipterigena, 567 nucleotides. NCBI's taxonomy places the organism in Eukaryota, Fungi, Ascomycota, Sordariomycetes, Hypocreales, Clavicipitaceae. The record is from the annotation of a GenBank genome assembly.
AUGGUCCGCUUCAUCGCCGUCGCUGUUGCGGCGCUGGCCCCAAUGGUCGCUGCUGGCAGCACUACUGCCGUGACCAAGAUGGUCCAGUAUCUUAUCCCGGCCGAUAGACAAGACUAUGUCGGCUCCGUUGUCGCUAUCAAAGAAAACAUCACCACAAUGGCUGUUCAGUGCAACCCUGCUGCCAGCUUGGACUUUUGCAGCCUCGGAGGUGGUAACGGCGAACCAGCAACCAUUAUCCAGGGUCCAUCCACCUGGGCUUUCUCCUACAGCCACUCCAAUGCCGAAGAUGGCCUCCUCUCGCAAGACUUUCACUGCUCUCUGCAGCCAGCUAGCAACAGGCUGACUUGCACGGCGACCAUUACAAAAGUACCAGUAAACGCACAGGCAACAACUUCGACCACCACAACUACAAACACAAACUACAAGGAAUCAUACUUGCCCGUCAAAGUGACUGGAGGCGCUGAUCUCAUUAGCGCUACAGGCUCACCAAGCGCUGCCAGCAUUCCCAAGGCCAACGUUGCUCUGUUGAUUGGUGCUCUCUCUGUUGGAGUCGCUGCCUUUGUAUGA